AUGAAGCUUAAGAAUCGGGUCAAGAACACGUUGGAACUAAUCAAGGGCAUAUGCAAGUUGCACGAACUACUUCGCCAAAAUUAUAUAUAUGGUGUACUUGCAGGAUUCUCGACUGCCAAGGAACUUGUUCCAGUGGUUGUAUACUGGAGUAUCAACAGUCUUGUAGCUUGCAUGAUUCAGAUGUAUCGUCUGGCCAGCGAGGAGGACAACACACAGGAUCUAUCGCCCUUGGCCAAGAAAAUCGAGACCACCUACGACUCACUUAAGGAGAAGAUUAAACUUGGCCAUCGACAGAAAGGGGAUGCAUGUUGGGAAAAUGAUUUUGAAUAUUGCAAAAUGGAUGACCAUUUAGAAAUACCUGAAGAAAUCGCAGGGGCUUUCAUGGAUGCGUUGAUUGUCACCAACGAUAAGUUGCAGAUUGAUGUUAUUGACGGCUCUACGGCCAAUACACAAAAAAAAGGGUUAGCUCUUGUUAGCAUCAACGUGCUGAAAAAGAAGAAUAUUUUAUUGCUUAUUUCGAGCCUAGACAUCUCUGAUGAUGAGAUCUCGAUUGUGAAAUUAGCAAUUGAUGAUGAAAUAAGGAAGAAAGGCCAGUAUAAAAUUGAAUGGAUCCCAAUUGCGGAGCAAUGGACUGAUCAUGAUACGCAAAAUAAGUUUGAGUCACAAUGUUGCAAGAUGAAAAGCUGGUAUAUCCUGCGCUACUCUUCACUAGAAGGCAUAGAAUUAGAUGAGUACUUGAGUAAUUAUGCAGAGGAGUGGCAGUUCAAGGAGCCUAUGGUGGUGGUGAUCAACCCACAAGGGGAGUUGGAAAACCCAAAUGCAUUCCGCGUGAUUCGGCUAGCGGGUAUGGAUGCAUUUCCGUUCACCAUGGCAAAGGAAAAGUCACUUGUACCUGUGCCCAAUAUACCUGUACUUGGGCAUCCAAAAAUAGAAAAGUCGCAUGUACUUCUUGUGAACAUGAGUGAUAUGACUGGACCGUACAAGCUGAAAAUAUACAAGUUCUACUAUGGAGGUAAGGAGAAAGUGUGGAUCCAACAAUUUACCAGCAAAAAGAAUAUUCUAGUUAACGAUCCAGUCAUAAGGAAUGCAAAAGUCUGCAUAGAUUUUUGUUUCGUAGGAAAAGGCCGGCUCAUAAUCAAUCAGGACAAGAAAUUCGAGUCGGAUGAAGAAAAGAACUUUAAGCUGCUAAUCAAAAGCGAGUUUCAUUUGCUCAAGAAUAAGGAUGGAUGGCUUGUGCUAACCGAAGGGAGUACGGUACUAAUAUUCACUUCUAAUCAGGGCGCGAAAAUCCUGAAGGUCUUUGACGAGUUAGACAAUUGGAAGAACAGUGUGCAGCUCGAGAAUGAUUUCGAUGCAUGUUUCAAAGAGUACCAUGACAAGCUUCUUUAA
Juglans microcarpa x Juglans regia is the source of this 1389-nucleotide messenger RNA. Its product is annotated as protein SIEVE ELEMENT OCCLUSION B-like. Lineage: Eukaryota; Viridiplantae; Streptophyta; Magnoliopsida; Fagales; Juglandaceae. Bases 1 to 1389 code for a protein of 462 amino acids. The record is from RefSeq and is a predicted model, not a curated record. The transcript has 5 exons. Gene Ontology annotation, biological process: phloem development.